Messenger RNA from Phlebotomus papatasi, 1512 nucleotides. Its product is annotated as lysozyme c-1-like. Lineage: Eukaryota; Metazoa; Arthropoda; Insecta; Diptera; Psychodidae. The transcript has 3 exons. Bases 67 to 549 code for a protein of 160 amino acids. The record is from RefSeq and is a predicted model, not a curated record.
GUGUCGGCCUGAGUUCCCAGAUUUCUCACAACUGGUUCCUCCCAAGAACUACUCGCGACAGUUACAAUGAAAGUGGCAGUUUUUGUGAUUUUAGUGCUUUCUGCGCUUCUGGAAAAGAGUGAAGCGAAGAAGUUUACAAAGUGCGAACUCCUACCUAUUCUCCUGGACGAAGGAUUUCCUCUGGAACAGAUCCCUGACUGGUAUUGUCUCAUUCAGUCCGAGAGCAGUUUCAACAGUUCAGCCGUCGGAGGACCAAAUUCCAAUGGAUCAUUCGACUGGGGACUCUUUCAGAUCAACGAGAACUUUUGGUGUGGAGUUGGAAAGGCUGACCACGAUUGUAACAUAGAUUGCUACGAUCUCGUGGAUGAUGACUUAAGUGACGACUUAGAGUGCGUGAAGAAGAUCUAUGCUCGCCAUGGCUUUUCAGCCUGGAACGGCUGGAAGAAAUGGUGCCAGGGAACUCUGCCCGGAAUCCCCGUUGAGUGCCUCCCCUACGGUGGACGCCCCCUCAAUCCCAUUGACAGUGAAAACAGCCCAUCUUCAUCAUAGCUUUCAAUAAUAUUUUAUAUAUUAUUUUUUUGUUACAUUCAUUAUGUAUGUAAUGUAAAGAAUUUACAAUAUGGAUUCAUUAGUAAAACUGAGAAAAUUAUUCCAUCCUCUUUCGUUUUCUUUCAACACCUUUGAAAUGAUCUUCGCAAGAUUCCUCAGCCUAUUUCUCCAAUUUUUUUUUCACCUAUUAUCAAUACCUCCUUUCCUUGGAUCUUCAUUUUCAAAACAAAAAUUUGCAAAUUUUGAUGUGAAAUUCUUUUUGUUUUCCCUUCUCAUUUGGAAGAUUUUAUUUUACAUUCACAAAAUAAUAAAUUCUUGUGGUUUUUUUUUUAAUUUCUUGUUUUUUAUUCUUUACGUUUCAACAACAAUUAAUAUUGCUCAUUGCAGUGUUUUGUGUGAUUUUUUUCUUUGCUUCAAAAAAAUUAAUUAUGCUGCUUUUUGGUAAGUAAUUUUUUGUCUUUGAAUGCAUAAACAGAAAAAAUCGAAAUUUUCCAUUUUUUAAUUGGUAAAAAUAACAAAUUUCAAAAUAAAAUUCUCUCGUAAAAUGGUUGAAACUCAAUUGUUCAGCAUUUUCAGAUUAUUUUCAGAUAUUUUCUUGGUUGAUUUUUCUUUUAUCUUUUUUUUUUUGUUUUAGCAGAAGCCUAAAAUUUAUUACAAUUAAUUACAUUAUGUUAUGUAUAUGACUUAGUUUGCUCUCUUGCGUUUCUAUUUCUUCGCUCAACAUUAAUCUUUCUCGAAAAUCAAAAAUUUUCGUAGCUUCAAUUUUCCAUCUCACAGAAAAUUUGUCUUUCAACAGAAAAUCGUGGCAUCUUGAAUUAUUUAUUUUCCAAAGCAAGUUGCUCACGUGAAUAAAACACAAAAUUAUGAUUCUUUUGCAGUGUUAACUUAUGCCACCGACAAUUGGCAAAAAGAGAAGGUAAAAUAAAUGAUUAUUUUCAUGAGUUUUUAUGGUGGUUUGUUAAA